Molecule: messenger RNA, 8070 nt
Organism: Oryzias latipes (Japanese medaka)
Lineage: Eukaryota; Metazoa; Chordata; Actinopteri; Beloniformes; Adrianichthyidae
Gene: rims1a
Product: regulating synaptic membrane exocytosis 1a
Biological process (GO): regulation of membrane potential; regulation of synaptic plasticity; positive regulation of synaptic transmission
Cellular component (GO): cytoskeleton of presynaptic active zone; presynaptic membrane
Molecular function (GO): small GTPase binding; transmembrane transporter binding
Source: RefSeq, a predicted model, not a curated record
UACUUUAAAUUGAUAGAUCCUUGUUGUUACUGUCACAAGUACAAUGAAAUUCCAAAAGUGCUUCCUGGUCCGUGCAACAAUUUGCCAUGGUAAAGUUUAUGACUAAAAUGAAAAAUAAUACACAAAAAGUAAAUUGUUUGAUUACCACAAACAGGAGAUUAAAAUUAAGCUGUUGCAAAAAGUGCAUUGGUCCUGAAAAACAAAAUAAAAACAAACAAAAAACCAGAAUACACACAAUCUUAUGGUUGUUUCACCUUUCGGCAUAUCCUGUCAAAAAAUCAGCUUUCACUGAUUCGCACAGGUGGUUUGGAGUUUUAUUUGGAGAGUUUUAUGCCGGAUGCCUUUCCUCACACAACCUUGCAUUUUAUCCGGGCUGGGGACUGGCACAGGGGAACUGAGACUUGGGCCCCCUAGUGGCUACAUAGUUCAGCAGCAGCGCUAAGGCUCUUGCUCAUGUGUCAAAUUUGUUAAAACCAGAAAUAAUUAUAUAAAAAUAAAUAAAUAAAUAAAAAGCAGUGCUUGACCACAUUUCUGUGGAUUUAGAAAAAAAAAUCCACCAUUCCAAUAGAAGUCCGGAUUAAAUUGAAAUAUUUUCUAGUUUAAAAUGUUUCUUGCAGUGGGUUAAAAUCUGUUCUGAAGUAUAACCCUUGAGAUGAUAUUCACUUAGGCACAUUUGAAGUAUUUUUCUUUUCUUGAAAUUACAUUUUCUCAGAAAAAUAGUUUAAAUGAUUUGAUAUCAUUUAUGUUAUGCAGGUACUGUCCCUUUGUUGAAUAAAUGAGCAUUUUGUUUGAUGUUUUGAUUUGUUUUGGUCCAAAGCCAGACUGCGCCCUGGAGGAAGCGUUUAUUUACCGAGUGUACCACAGAGAGCACCGGGAGCGCGCAGCCGUGGAGCCCCCCAUUCUGAAAAUGCUGGCUGCGCGCUCCCGCGGUGCAAGCAGGGAACGCGCCUGGGAGGCUGCGGUCCCAUUGACGGUUCCGUCUCCCUGACAGCAGCAUCAGCAUCACGGCGCAGGAAGAGCCAGAAGUUCCCGCCUCGCCCCGCAGCCACAGAGCCAGCUUACCGGCAGGGAGACCCCCCACCCCCCGCUUUGCCUGACCGUGAGGACGGAAGCCCCCCCCACCCCCCUCUCGUUGUGCCACCAUCCAGACUGACCGCCGGAGAUAUGGGCUCCCCGUAAAACGGAGGCGGUGGAGGGGAGAGGCGGGCGGGCGGGAGGGGGGUGGGGGGCGAAGACAGCGGAGCAGCAAGAGGGAGGAGAGGCUGAACACGGCAACCAGGAACUGAGGCGAUCCGGCCGCAACCACCGCCACUACCGCUAGCGCCGCCGCCGCCCUGGCUGCCCCCCGCCACCGCCAUGGAAACUCUGCAUCCCUCGCUCCCACCGUCGCUUCAUCCGUGGGCCAUGUCGUGAUCUGUGGGCACCGCCAGCGGGUUUUCUAUCCGUGAUCCGAGGCAAGGAGGAGGAAGAGGAGGAGGAGGAGGCUGUGAGGAGCGGUGGUGGUGGUGGUGGUGCCAGUGUCAGGGAAGAUGUUCGCCUCGGCGGGCCCUCGGGGCGGCCCGCGCCCACCCGCCGCUCCGGCCAUUCCGGAGCCGGACCUCAGCCAUCUGACGGAGGACGAAAGGAAGAUCAUCAUGGCUGUGCUGGCGCGGCAAAAGGAGGAGGAGGCGAAGGAGGAGGCCAUGUUAAAGGAGGAGAAACCCAUUCAAGCAAGAACGGUAAACCUGGUUGGGCAGAAAAAACCUCUACAGCAAAAUGACGUCCGAGGUAUCCAGCAGCAGUUAUCGAGCUACAGGGAAACGGUAAUCCGGCAGGCCACGGCGGCGGCGGGCUCGGUCCAUCGAGACGACGCACCCACCUGUGGAGUUUGUCAUAAGACCAAGUUUGCAGAUGGCUGCGGGAACCUGUGUUCCUAUUGUCAGACAAAGUUCUGUGCUCGCUGUGGGGGGAGAGUGUCCCUGCGCUCCAACACGGAGGAUAAAGUGGUUAUCUGGGUGUGCAAUAACUGCCGGAAGCAGCAGGAGAUCCUAACCAAGCCAGGAGACUGGUUCAGCAGUUUGCCGGGAAAGCCUGCUGGCCUCGGCUCAGCUGUCAGUGAACCGUCUGUGUGCCAAACGCCCGGAGACAAGCUCCGAUCUCGUUCCCAAGCACCUUCAGGUUCCACCUCUGCAGUCCAAGACCCCAGCAGACUGAGCGCAGCUGGGCCUGAUGUUCGGUCUCUUAGCGAGCCUCCACGAGAAAAGAGAAAUGGGCAUGGAGGAGCAGGCCGGGGGGAAUGUCAGCCUGGCCAGCCAAGGCUACAAACGCAGGUCUCCAUGGAUCGGGAUCUUCGGGGCGAGUCCAGGGAACGCAGGGAAAGUCGGCGGCUGGCAAAAGGACGAUCCUUGGAGCACGAUCCUGUGGGAGGAAGUGGUAGUCGAACAAAGGAGGGUGGUUACCUUUUAGACCAUGGUGGCGGCCCUCAUCGACAAGUAGCGACGCUCCCUCCCAGAGACAGGGGCCAUCCUGGGCCCGUUCAGGGUCGUGGAAUGGGCGCUGGAGGGGAAACGGGUGAUGCCUCUCGAGCUGGACAGAGGACGGUGGGUGGGGUUGGUGCGCUGCAUGAACACACAAUUUCUCAGCAAGCCCCUCCUCCUGAACUUAGAGAACCUCUGGGUUUGGGUCCCAGCUCAGCUAGCAGUCAAGAACCCGGAGGGAAACGGACUAAACGAGAGAAGGCCGAGAGCAUGCUGCGCAAUGAUUCACUUAGCUCAGACCAAUCGGAAUCUCUGCGGCCUCCUCCGCCACGGCCCUACAAAUCCAAACGAGGGGUGGGGGCUGGAGGGAAGAGGCAAACUAGUGUCAGCAGCUCAGAAGAAGAGGGAGUGACGACCCCGGAGUACAGCAGUGGUGAUGAUGCUGAGAUAGAAAGUGUCAGCGAGAGAGGCGACUGGGAGAGCUACCCUCAUGACCCCACGGUAUGGCAUCAUCCUGUAACGUGGCAACCAUCAAAGGAGGGAGACCAUCUAAUUGGACGGAUCACCCUCAGCAAGAGGAGCGCCACCAUGCCAAAAGAAGCUGGUGCUUUGCUUGGGUUGAAGGUGGUGGGAGGUAGAGUCACUGAGUCAGGGAGAUUAGGUGCCUUCAUCACCAAAGUCAAAAAGGGAAGCCUUGCUGACGUGGUGGGACAUCUCAGAGCAGGAGAUGAGGUUUUGCAGUGGAAUGGGAAGAUGUUACCUGGAGCCACAAUGAAGGAGGUUUAUAACAUCAUUCUGGAGUCUCAAGCAGAGCCACAAGUUGAGCUGGUGGUGUCCAGGCCCAUUGGGGUGUAUAGAAAGUAUCAUGAUAUCCCGAGAAUCCCCGACACGUCCCACCCUCCAUUAGAAUCUACAGGUUCCAGUUCUUUUGAGUCCCAGAAGAUGGAGAGACCAUCCUUAAAUGUCCUGUCUCCCUCCAGUCCUGGGAUGCUCCAAGAUGCCCCCCAGUUCAUGCCAGGGCGACUCUCAGUGAAGCUGUGGUACGACAAAGCAGGUCACCAGCUAAUAGUCAACGUGUUGCAGGCGGUCGAGCUUCCACUUCGACCUGACGGCCGGCCAAGAAGCCCCUACGUCAAAAUGUACUUCCUCCCUGACCGCAGUGACAAGAGCAAACGGAGAACAAAAGCGGUGAAGAAAACUUGCGAGCCCCGAUGGAACCAGACCUUUGUCUACACUCACGUCCACCGGAGGGAUUUCCGCAACCACAUGCUGGAGCUGACUGUGUGGGACCAGCCCAGGUCACCUGAGGAGGACAGCACCUUCAUGGGAGAGAUCCUGAUCGAGCUGGAAACGGCCUUGCUUGACGAUAAGCCCCACUGGUAUCCCCUCCAAACUCACGAUGUCUCGUCCAUCCCGCUGCCCCGCCCCUCUCCUUUCCUGCCCAGACGACACCCACAGUCGGACGCCCCUGGAAAGAAGCUGCAGCGUUCCCAGCGUGUAACAGAGCCUGAAUUUGACGAGCGUGCGGCCGUGCUGUAUAAAGCGGAAGGGCGGGGCAGGGAGAGGCAGCGGGAAUCCUCAUCCACCCUGGAGGUGCCCGAGCAGCAGCGGACGCCCUCCCAUCACAUACGCUCCCGCUCCGUCUCUCCACGCCGGGAAGAACAGGGGCGCAACCGAUCACGGGCACCCAACGUUCCUACGCAGAGGAGUCUGGACGAUGAGCUUUCCCACAAUCGCCGUACUCACUCCCCGACCCGUUACCGUGACCCCGCAAGAGGCCGCUACCAGGAGGAGGAGUACCUGGAUGACAGUGAGGUCUUCAUGAUCCACCUAUCAAUGCGAGGCAAAAGUGCCGAGUGUCUGCACACCAGUGAUCUUCAGCCUUCUCUGGACAGGGUUAAGAGCGCUAGCACCAACUGUCUGACUCCAGACAAACAUGCACCCUCUCCAAAGAAUGAAAGAAAAUCUUUGUCCAAAUCUCUGCCUCGAAGACGUCCAGCAAGUCCCAGGAUUCUAAUCCAACAUGCUUCUCCUGAAGAAGACAGAAUGUGGAUGCUACCUCCUUCUCAAGAGACUUUAUUUCACUUCAGUGCAAAGAAGAGGCAGCUGCGGACCCUGGAGACCCCUGAAUGUCAGACUCUUGGCAGAAAGCUGUCUGACAGUGGCAGGGGUCACCUACAAGGCGGCACAUCUCUUUCCACCUCAGUAACAUCCUCGUCAGCUCGCAGAGUUCGCCAGCUCCCUCAGCUUCCACCUCAGAGCAGCACCGUAGAACAAGCCCUGGUAGCAGAGGAGCGCGUUCGUCAGCUCCAGAUGAGGGUUCAUUCUAACCGCGUGUCAGCUGCUGCCACCUCCAGCCAGCAGGACCUGGACCGAGCCCUCAAGAGCAAACGAGAGCUUUACAAAGACCAGAGGAGAAGCAGUGAAAACGUUUCCCAUAAGUCCUCAGACAGUGAUGUCAGCGAUGUGUCAGCCAUCUCUCGAACCAGCAGUGCCUCUCGCAUCAGUAGCACCAGCUACAUAUCCAUCCAGUCAGAAAGACCCCAAGGCCGCUUCAGUCGAGCAGUGCGUGUACAGGGCCGCCACAUGAUGAAGAGCACCAGUGUGAGUGGUGAGAUCUACGGUAUGGAGCACGCCGACGGCAGCCAGUCUGACACGGCGCUCGGGAGCCUGGGAAGUGGGAUCAAGAAGCGGCGCUCAAGCCUUAGCCAACGAGUUGUUGCCAUCCUGCCAUCGAGACGGAGUCGGAGUACCUCACAGCUUAGCCAGACAGAGGCGUCAGCAGGUAAGAAGGCUAGUAAGACCGGCAGCAGCAGCAUCCAAAGGAGCGUGGAGACGGGUAUGGCGGUGGAGUAUCCGCGAGGAGGAUCAGCCAUGAACAGGCAGGCCAGCAGGGAGUCCACUGACGGCAGCAUGAACAGCUACAGCUCUGAGGGGAAUUUGAUCUUCUCAGGGAUGCGUUUGGGGGCUGACAGUCAGUUCAGUGACUUCCUGGAUGGGUUAGGACCAGGUCAACUUGUUGGUCGACAAACAUUGGCAACACCGGCCAUGGGUGAUGUUCAGAUUGGGUUGAUGGAUAAAAAGGGCCAGCUGGAGGUCGAGGUGAUCAGGGCCCGAGGCCUUACCCCUAAAUCAGGCUCCAAAUCUCUUCCAGCUCCCUACGUCAAGGUGUACCUGCUGGAUAAUGGAACAUGUAAAGCCAAAAAGAAAACCAAGAUUGCACGCAAGACCCUGGAGCCACUCUACCAGCAGCACCUCCUCUUUGAUGAAAGUCCCCAGGGCAAGGUGCUCCAGGUGAUUGUGUGGGGCGACUAUGGACGCUUGGACCAUAAAUGUUUCAUGGGUGUAGCACAGAUUCUGUUGGAGGAGCUGGAUCUCUCAAGCACGGUGAUUGGCUGGUACAAACUGUUUCCAACAUCCUCUCUGGUGGACCCUACACUCGCUCCACUCACACGGCUGGCGUCUCAGACGUCACUGGACAGCUCAGGACCUCCACCAGGCGUACGGUCCUAGUGACUGUACAGCGAGCUUAUAACCCCCAGCACCCCUGAAACAAUCGGAGAACGGACCGCACCUAUUCAAUCGCAGCUGGGCAGAGCACGAAAUCGUGCCCCGCAAAGACGACGGCAAGGAGCCUUCGAUCAGCCAAUGAAAAGCCAGAUGGAGAAACAGGGACUGAGAGAGAGAAACGAGAGAGGGAGAGACAGAACUAGCCAAUCAAAGCUUAGCUGGAGUCUGACAAUCAUGUCUCAUACCUUCCUCCUCCUUCUUCCAUUAACCGUUUCGUUUUUAAGUUGUUGCUUUCAUUGUAUGCUCCUCAGAGCUCCACCUGAGGAGGUUCUGUCCAACAUCGUUCACUUCUGUCCAUUCUGUCUUUAAUUUCACCCUCAUUUCUUGUGCAGCCCCUAAGGGAGCACCCAAUCGAAGUGGACUCCUCCACUGUGUUUCCCUCCAACCAAUAAGAACAGAGAUAACUCCUAGGCUAAGCUUGGCUGUUGUCUCUGCAGGUGUUAACAUGGUAACCAUGUCUCAGAGGAGUAUAAGGGCAGUGUUUCCACAGUCUGGAGGGAAGGCGGAGCCUGCACAUGCAAGUUGACAUUGCUAACGACUGAGAAUUAAGUGAAAGGAAGCACAAGACAAGCUGGACUCUUUCAGUCUGACAGAAUGGCAAAAAAGCUAGCGUAGCGGGAAGAUAACAGAGGCCAAAUGAAACAUAAAAGGUUUUAUUUUUCAUUGGAGAUCAUAUUUUAUAUAUUAGCGUUGAGAACGGUUCCACAGACUCCCUCUGUAUAUGUGUAUGUUUGGUUCUCGAGCAGCGCCGUGCCAAAGGCCGCAGAUAAAGGUCAGGUCACAUUUGCUCGAACACUCCCCCCUCCUGACCCCUCAAACUCCCCCCUGGAGGGAGCAGCAUGACUCGGGGACUCCCUGCUGCAUGCAUGUUUCUUUUUUUUUUUUUUUUUUUUUUUUUUUUUCUUUUUUUUUUUUUUUAAAUCGUUUUUUUCGUUCCGUUCUCUACUUUUUUUGUAAAACUGAGAGACGAGACAAAUUAACAAAGGAUUCCUGAAAAACAGAAAAAAAGACUAGACUAUGUGUGUUAGUUCCACAUACCUUUAGGCCAGCUUGUAUGUUGCAUGUUCUUGUACAGUUUGCUCGUACUGAAUAUGAAUACAGAGAGAAGCCAAGCCAUCCCCAUCCCUGACUGGAGCGGACCGAUAGCGGGGGACUGACUCCACCCAGGCCACGCCUACCACUCCGGGUCUAAAUUUCCACGUUAGAGAGUCUCAGAGAAAAGUGUCUUUGUUUGCGUUUUUUCUUUGACCUAUGAACAACAGUGCUGUUCUGUAGUACUGAUCUAACUCCAGCCCCUGGAGGAUCUGAGGAUAGAGGAGUCUAAACUGUAGUAUCAGACAGUUGGGGCUAGAGACAGAGACAUAGAAUGUGUGUAUAACAGCUAAAUGUAUAUGAAGUAUCCUUAUGAGUUUGACAGAAAAUAUAAAGAUAUAGAUAUAUGAAUAUAAAAGAGUGAAUAUGACCGAACACCAACUGACACACAUGCACACCUUUCUACAUACCAAUCGGGACAAGCGGCUCUUCCCCUUUGAGCAGUUGAAAACAUUUCUAACACACAAACAUUCCGAGUCUCGUCCGGGAGAAUUUGGGUUAUUUUUUUCGGUGCUUUAGCCGCUGAGCGGCACUGAGAAGCCGAGGGGCGCUAACAGGCCUUUGUCGUGGGUCCAGUUUCAGACAAGGAAGCGGAACCAAUUGGAACAACGCUUACUUUCUUCUCUUUUAUCAUGCUUUUCCCUGUUUCUGACUAUGGUUUGGACUGGACUUAUGAAGCCAACGAGAAAUCUGGAUUUGCAGACACAUUUAGUUUCCGUUGAUCUUCGGCAGCGUGGCCGGCUGCCCUUUCCUUUGUCAGUAUUACUUCAGCAAUACUGAUUGUUUACAGCCCAUGGCUCCCCGCCCCUAAACCAUGAAUCUUGAUGAAAGACAAAGUAUUCACUGCAACAGUUCUUGUUUGUACAACAGAUGUGGCUCUACUGAUGUGUAUGUUUUAUAUUCAAGAGUUCAUUUUUAUUAUUUACAAAUAAAAGACUGUGUGAAAAAAAGA